This is a messenger RNA of Candidozyma duobushaemuli, 606 nucleotides long. RefSeq lists its product as uncharacterized. The record is from RefSeq and is a predicted model, not a curated record. Lineage: Eukaryota; Fungi; Ascomycota; Pichiomycetes; Serinales; Metschnikowiaceae. Bases 1 to 606 code for a protein of 201 amino acids. The transcript has a single exon. Gene Ontology annotation, cellular component: nucleus.
AUGUGGUGCCGACUAUGCCUCCGGCUGAAUAACUCCACACAAAAGUCAGCAUCCAAUCUAUGGCAGCCGCUUCGAACGUACGCCAAGCCUCCUCGUUCAGAAACGGCGUUCGAGCAGAAAAUCAGGGAAUCAGAUAGAGAACAUGCCAAAAACGCCCCAGCAUGGGUAAAGAGGGAACAGUCGCUCAAGAAAAGGUACGGAUCGUGGAAUCCAACCAGAAAGCUCACUAGGCAGCAAAUAACCGAGAUUCGUGAGCUCAAACAACGUAUUCCCACGAUAAAGACCGUGCAGAUCGCCGAUGUGUUCCAGAUCAACCCAGAGAACAUUCGAAGGAUCCUCAAGUCCAAGUGGACGCCCACAGAAGGUGAACUUGAAGAUAUCGAGAAACGCACGGAAAAGCGGAAGGCCAAAAAGCGGGAGACCAAGAGUACCGAGAAGGUUCGGGCUCCUAGGGCCUCUACGGUGGUCAAAGUGCAUGGCUUUCUAGCCCAGAGACAGAUAGAACAGCGGCAGUUGGUUGAAAAGACCCAGCUGAAGGGCCGCAAGAAACGAGACAACGAUAGACGGGGCACCUACACGAAAUCCGUCGGUGACCUUAUAGAUUAA